Scleropages formosus (Asian bonytongue) is the source of this 2422-nucleotide messenger RNA. RefSeq names its product zinc finger protein 414 (gene znf414). Bases 531 to 1655 code for a protein of 374 amino acids. NCBI's taxonomy places the organism in Eukaryota, Metazoa, Chordata, Actinopteri, Osteoglossiformes, Osteoglossidae. The record is from RefSeq and is a predicted model, not a curated record. The transcript is spliced from 7 exons.
CGCUAAAAAUGGCCGUCCUGAUGGGAAGGUGUAACUGACCAUUUACGCCUUUUAUUUUCACUUAUGUAUGAACCUGCUUGUAUUUCUUGUUUUUCAAAUAAGCCGCGAAACGAAUAGCCCGGAUUAUAGCGAAAGCGCGUGUCACCGGUUGAUGGUGCGCGGACUUUGCGCGGUUCGCUCAGGCUUGUAUUUGCAGGGUUUCUAUGCAAAUGAGCAGGACUGUACAGUGUACAGUACAGUACACAAUAGACUGAUAAAAACUGGACGUGGUACUGAAACCAUCAUCAUCGCGCUUUUUUAAAAUUCUCGUCAUAAUCAACGUUUUGGGUGCUUUUUGGACAUUGGCUCUGAGAUCUCUGAAUUAAUUCAGUUAAAUAAUGAGUAAUGCAUUUUUCCCAAUGCUACAACAUUAAGUAACCCAUUUAUACAUCUAUUAUUACUGUACUGAAGUAAUUCAAGGUAGUCUGCAGUAGAGAGACUGCUGUCUGUGACCACAGUUUGUCUGAACGUGGAGAGAUCAUGCACCAGGGAUGUCUGAGGAGACCCCCAAAUGUGAGCCAAACCCUGUACAGCAAACAUCUGCCCAGAAGAUGGAAGGAACCAUUCUGCACUGUUCAUUCUACGGCUGCAAGCAGACCUUCACCGAUGUGCAGAAACUGACGAGCCAUACCCAGAGUCACCAGAUCCCCACACAGUCCCUUCCAGGGAAAAUGUUCCAGUGCUCGGCUCUAGGAUGCACCAGCUCCUUCCCCAACAUGCAGCAGCUCAUGGAGCACAUGAGGCGCCACUACAAACCAAACCAUUACUUCCUGUGCGAGAGCUGCAGGUCCAGGCUGCGCUCCUACCGUGCACUUUUCAAGCACUUGCACAACUGUGCUAAAGUGGCCAGGAGCAAGGCGGCCAAAGUUGCAGAGAUCAGCCCCGCUGCCAAUGUGACGGAUGCACCGGAGUUCCCCACCGUGUCCGACUCAGCCCUUUCUGACGCUCCUGUUGCCGCAGGCAUGGGCGAGCCCUCCGCACCCCCCCAGAACCAAGUGGAGGAAUCGGAGAUGAAGUCAGAAUCCAACUCGCUACCAGUCGACUCUGUCCCUGCUGCUGCGGCGCCAGCUGUCUCUGGGCUGCAGGCCUCCGUCAGCAGCCUCCCCCUGGACCCUUCUGGGGCUCCCUCCACUGGGCCAUUCUCACUCUUUGAGCAAUCAGGUUUCGCUGCACAGCCCCAGAACUUCCCUCCACAGACGGACGGCACGUCCGGCUCCUUCCCUGCCUACCUGGCUCCCCUACAUUCUUCUCCUCCUCCCUCAAACCCUGGGCAGCAGGAACAGCAGCAGGAGCAGCAGCGCAUUCUCCGAGGUGUUGCAUCUUCUCCGCCUGCAUCCGCAGCACCCCCGACGCCCCUAGGGUCCAACGCAGUGUGGAGGAAGAACCAAGGCCAGUCCUUCAGCAAUCGGAUCCUAUGGGAGCACACAAGGGGGCGCUAUAGAUGCCUGCAGUGUGGCCACUCCACCCCUACCCGGCAGGAGAUGACGGCCCACAUCGAGGGCCAGCACAAGGGGCCCCCUAACCGCCUGCAAGGCGAUCUGGAUUUUAGAGUGGUUCCUCCUUUCCAACCUAGAAGUUCACCUGACACAGAGCCCUCCAUCUACACACAGCUGUAAUCGUCUCCGUCUUGUAGCAUCAGUGAAUUAGACAUGGAAAAUCAUGUGCUUUUUGAACAGAACAGACUCUUGCACCUUGCUUUACUGCUGUAUCUUUUGCCUUGCUACACUUUAAUGCUUCCCAGCCAAUGCAAACAUCUCUGAGGUCAUAAAUGUUCCUUUCAAUUUUAGAUGAAGUGUUUUCUUACAAGUUUCAUAGACUUGUUGUGUGUAUCAUUUAUCCUAGAUACUAAUAUGUGUCUUUUCUAGGAGUAUGACAGUUUUGUAUUCUUAUAGUCCAGAGUCAUUGUCUACCACAUCAAAUACAGCAGACCUGUCACUGAAUGUUAUGUCUGGUUUCAGUGGGACUGAGGUCUGUUUUAGUCAUGUUUCUGUUUUACACAUUUGUUUUGACAUGGCAUAAAGUUUGUAAUACAGCAGUGAUUUGAUAUCGCAUAAAACCUUUUAACUAAAUGUAUGAAUAUUAAUGUCGAUAGUUAUCCGGGAUGUCAUCUGUGACACUGUCAUACAAAAACCCUUAUUUUCUGGGUAAUUUGAUGAUAUACUGUACAUGCAUAUUCUCAAAAUGCAAAUAAAAAAAAAACCCAAUACAGUGGAGAAAUUUACACUGAACGUUGCAUAUGGAACAUGCAAGUUGAGUAGAAAAGUUCACAAUUCAUGUAGUAACACAUAUAUUGAGUAAUCUGUGGAAAUCAAGGUGUUUCUUGUACAAAUGGUUAUUCUGAAAUGGACUUGGAAAGAAAUAUGCAUGGAGGAGUGUAAAUAAA